AAUAUGAUUACAAAAAAAAUUUUGUUCCUUCUUUCAUGUAACUUUUAAAUCGUUUUCAAUAAAAUGGAUAAACAAAAGCGUGAACGAAGUUCUAAUUUCACUCAAGAAGAAACAGACCUCCUGAUAUCGUUAGUAGAGGCGAGAAAACAUAUUAUCGAAAAUAAAAAAAGUGAUGCUUCUACUUGGCAAGAGAAAAAGGAAGCAUGGAAGGAUAUCGAAAGGGUCUUCAAUGGUUCCGUGUUUCGGGACCAUAAACAUCUUAAGCUUAAGUACGAGGCUAUUAAGAGGGAUACUAGGAAGCGCUUCAGAAUUAGUGACGGCAUGACCAUACCUUCACGGCUUACUCCUGCGGAAGAAAGAGUUAAAAGGAUUAUUCUUCCCUCUGUUGAUGGAAAUGAAAGCCAGUUUGAUUCAGAUUUUAGUAUGCCCAAUAAUAAAAAACCAAAAGAAGAAAAUUCAUUUCUUGAAAUUGAGUUGGAAGAUGAAAACCUUGACAUGGCGAAGAUUCAGAAAGAAAUCAUUACAGAGGCGUUGGUACAAAAAAUUAUUCAGAGAAAGCUUCUAGAAAAAGAGUUAGAACAUAAAAAGGCCAUGUAUGAAUUAGAAAAGCAGCACCUUCUUCUGAAAAUAGAACUAUUAAAAAAGGAGAUACAGGACACAUAACAAUGUUAGGUUAUAGAUUUGUAUUUGGUAUAGUCAUCAUCAUCAGCCCAUACAUGUUCCCACUGUUGGGACACAGACCUCCUAUGAGUUCAGGCCAUAAUCCACCACGCUGGCCAAGUGCAGGUUGGCAGAUGUCACAUGUCGUCACACUUUUUGUUUCUUAGUCAUGCCAGUUUCUUCACAAUGUUUUCCUUCACCGUUUUAAGCAGUAGUUAGCAUGGUUGGUUGGAUGUAACACAUGUGCAGAUAAAUUGAAAAAUCUAUUUAUUUCCUGCAAGCUCGCCCGGUCUUAAACCCUGACUUAUUGAUUUUGAAGUCCGAGGUUGUCACCACUGAGCCAUCACUGCUUAUGCUAUUUGGUAUAGUGCAUUACUUAUAUAACGGACAUGUUAACUGUACAAAAUUUUUAUUAUACAAAGUAUCAUUGUAUAUAAAGUUAGGUUGAGAUACAAAAUAUGACAUUUCUUUAUUUUUUUUUUUAUAUUUGAUAGUUGUGAAAAGUGGGAGUUUUAGUUUUUAACAUGUUAUAUUGCACUUAAUAGUGUAAGAAGUUUUGUAAUUUUGAUGGAGAUGAUACCAAAUAGUGAUAAUACCCUGAGUGCUAUAGGAUAUAUGUCAUAAACAAAUGCAGACCGGGACUGCUAGUGAAAACAAAUUGGAUACAGCUGUUUUGUCCUCUGCAUUUUGAAAUUUGGUGCAAUAUAUUAUUAUUUUUAUGUAUUGUCUUAAUAGUGUAAAUAAAAACUAGUUAAUAAAUAAUAAUCUAUACUAAAAUAAUAAA
Molecule: messenger RNA, 1444 nt
Organism: Zerene cesonia (dogface butterfly)
Lineage: Eukaryota; Metazoa; Arthropoda; Insecta; Lepidoptera; Pieridae
Product: myb/SANT-like DNA-binding domain-containing protein 4
Exons: 2
Coding region: 64-663 (199 amino acids)
Source: RefSeq, a predicted model, not a curated record